Messenger RNA from Neomonachus schauinslandi (Hawaiian monk seal), 2451 nucleotides. RefSeq names its product kinesin family member 6 (gene KIF6). The transcript has 22 exons. Gene Ontology annotation, biological process: microtubule-based movement. The record is from RefSeq and is a predicted model, not a curated record. Bases 1 to 2451 code for a protein of 816 amino acids. Gene Ontology annotation, molecular function: microtubule motor activity; microtubule binding; ATP binding. NCBI's taxonomy places the organism in Eukaryota, Metazoa, Chordata, Mammalia, Carnivora, Phocidae.
AUGGUGAAGCAGACCAUACAGAUUUUCGCGAGGGUGAAGCCCACUGUCCGGAAGCAGCAACAAGGGAUUUAUUCCAUAGAUGAAGAUGAAAAAUUAACCCCUAGCCUGGAAAUUAUCUUACCUCAUGAUUUGGCAGCUGGAUUUGUGAAUAAUAAGCGAGAAAGCUACAAAUUUAAAUUUCAAAAGAUUUUUGAUCAGGGUGCAAGCCAAGAGACCAUUUUUGAAAACAUUGCCAAACCAGUUGCCGAGAGUGUCUUGGCAGGUUACAAUGGUACCAUCCUUGCUUAUGGGCAAACAGGCAGUGGGAAGACAUUCACCAUCACUGGUGGGGCAGAACGCUACAGUGACCGAGGCAUUAUCCCAAGGACACUGUCAUACAUUUUUGAACAAUUACAAAAGGACAGCAGCACAAUACAUACAACGCACAUUUCCUAUUUGGAAAUCUACAAUGAAUGUGGUUAUGAUCUACUGGAUCCAAGACACGAAGCCUCCAGUCUGGAAGAUUUGCCGAAAGUGACAAUAUUCGAGGACCCUGAUCAGAUCAUUCACCUGAAAAACCUGUCUCUCCAUCAGGCAGCCACAGAGGAAGAAGCUCUAAAUCUGCUCUUCUUAGGAGACACCAACAGAAUGAUUGCUGAGACUCCAAUGAACCAGGCUUCAACUCGUUCCCACUGCAUUUUCACUAUUCAUUUAUCAAGCAAGGAACCAGGAUCUGCAACUGUCCGGCAUGCUAAACUUCAUUUGGUUGACCUGGCUGGUUCAGAGCGAGUUGCGAAGACUGGAGUAGGGGGCCAACUUCUAACAGAGGCCAAGUAUAUCAACUUGUCCCUACAUUACUUAGAACAGGUGAUCAUUGCUCUUUCUGAAAAACACCGUGCACACAUUCCCUACAGGAACUCCAUGAUGACCAGUGUCCUAAGAGACAGUUUGGGAGGGAACUGCAUGACGACCAUGAUCGCAACACUCUCUUUAGAGAAAAGGAAUAUCGACGAGUCGAUAUCUACCUGCAGAUUUGCACAACGAGUGGCGCUCAUAAAGAAUGAAGCUGUUCUUAAUGAAGAAAUCGAUCCUAAAUUGAUGAUUAUACGCCUGCAAAAAGAAAUCCAGGAACUGAAGGAUGAACUGGCCCUUGUCACUGGGGAGCAGAGGACAGAGGUGCUCACAGACGUAGAGCUGCUUCAGCUGGAAAAACUAAUAACAUCCUUUUUGGAAGACCAAGAUCCAGAAAGUAGACUAGAGGUUGGCACUGAUAUGCGUAAAAUUCAUCACUGUUUCCAUCAUUUAAAGAAACUAUUGAAUGACAAGAAGAUUCAUGGAAAAAGCACAGUCUCCUCUGAAAUCAAAGAUCAAGACUGCCAAGAACCAUUAAAAGAGGAGGAAUACCAAAAGCUCCGAGACAUUCUACAGCAGAGGGAUAAUGAAAUCAAUAUUCUGGUCAAUAUGCUAAAGAAGGAAAAAAAGAAAGCUCAAGAUGCUCUCCACUUAUCCAGCAUGGAUAGAAGUGAAUGUAGACACUCACAGAGCUCGCCCUUCCCACCUGGGAACCCUGAAGGUCUGAGGAUGUUGCCAUCCUCAGCAACCACACAAGUCCAGGAUGUCAGCACUUUUGGGUACCAAUCCAGUUUGCUCCACAGAAAAACAGGGAUGAGAGAAGAAAUGUCAUUAGGACGACAAGAGGCUUUUGAAAUCUUCAAGAGGGACUACGCUGACAGCGUCACCAUCGAAGACAACAAACAGAUUUUGAAGCAGAGAUUUUCUGAAGCGAAGGCCCUGGGAGAAAGUAUAAAUGAAACAAGAAGUAAAAUUGGUCGCCUGAAGGAAGAAAUCACCCAGCGGCAUAUGCAGCAGGUAGCUCUAGGCAUCUCAGAAAACACAGCCAUGCCUUCGAUGCCAGACUUGCUGGAAGAGAAGCUUCGAUCCCAACUGGAGGAAGAAAAGAGAAGGUAUAAGAUAAUGUUCACCCGCCUGAAGGCCCUGAAGGUGGAGAUCGAGCACUUGCAGCUGCUCAUGGACAAGGCCAAGGUGAAGCUGCAGAAAGAGUUUGAAGCCUGGUGGACAGAGGAAGCCGCCAGCCUGCAGGUAAACUCGCCAGCAAUGAAUUCACUCACUCACAUGAAGCCCUUUCCCCAGACGCCUGAGUCCCAGCAGGAGAGGCCUCAGCUUGUCUCUAACAAAAGUGAAGUGAACGCCAGGAAAAUCUUGCCCUCAUCUUACCCCACCCCACAGAGCCGGGAGCACGACAGCACCAGAGCCCCCCUGGAAGGCAGCAUCCCUGAGAGGCCAGCAUCAUCUGUCCCUCUCACCGGGGACAGCCAGACGGACUCGGACAUACUGGCAUUCAUUAAGGCCAGACAGAGCAUUCUGCAGAAGAAAUAUCUUCGGCUCCUUGUGUUCUCUGUCCCCAAAGCCAGCUCACCUCUGUUCAGCCUUUUCCAUACAGGAAGGGGCUGA